This is a messenger RNA of Cynoglossus semilaevis (tongue sole), 4490 nucleotides long. It is a transcript of the gene matr3l1.1, whose product is annotated as matrin 3-like 1.1. Gene Ontology annotation, molecular function: RNA binding; zinc ion binding. The coding region runs from base 232 to 3660 and encodes 1142 amino acids. NCBI's taxonomy places the organism in Eukaryota, Metazoa, Chordata, Actinopteri, Pleuronectiformes, Cynoglossidae. The record is from RefSeq and is a predicted model, not a curated record. The transcript is spliced from 19 exons. Gene Ontology annotation, biological process: positive regulation of DNA-templated transcription; negative regulation of DNA-templated transcription. Gene Ontology annotation, cellular component: nucleoplasm.
GGCUACCGUACUUGGCUGUAAACUAAGCGACCACAUUACGCAUGCGUAUUACAACUAAUGUUGCCAAAACACCAACUGGACCUUUUACUCAGCUGUUUUUCAGCGCCAUCGCGGCUACACUUUUCUUCAGCUUCGUGUAAAUGUGCUGUACUUUAAAGUUUGAUAUUUAACGACGGACCCCACCAGUUUGUUUGUUCUGAGGUAACACUCUCUCCACAGCUUCCUCCGAUCAUGUCUAAAAAGUAUACUUAUAGGACCCCGCCCAAUGACACAGACCUUAGACCGAAUCAUCGAUCACGCAGCUCCUCAGAACACCAUCUCAACUCAGUGGAUCUUGACUAUGGCAGUACGGUACGACUGCAGGAGUCUUCGUCGUCCUACUCUUCCUCCACCAGAGGUUCGUGGUCACAAGAAAACGCUCUCCACAUCCUCAACAGCUGCGGUCUGGAGCCUAGUGAUCUGUCUCUUCUCGCCAAGCUGCCUGAGGCUGUCCUCACCGUGGAAACACUGCCUCAACUCCUGAAAGAGAUCAAAGGGACGAAAGGGGCAGUCAAUCUCUCUGCCCCAAAUCUUUACUCCACCUCUCACUCCUCUUCAUCCUCCCAUUCUCAACCUCCAACCCCCACCUUUCAGCCUGCAGCCAGCUCCUCUAACAGCGACUGGGAUCAGCGCCGCAGUGGGCACAUCGGGUACCCGCAGGUCACAUCUAGUCUUACAUCAGAUGCUCAAGACAGCUGGGGGAACUAUACCCCCAGCAGCUCCGUCAGGGUAAAUACAACAUACUCUUCAUCAUCUGGCUUCACAGUGGAUUAUCAACACAGAUCAGGACCCCGUGAAUUUGGUAAGGUUGACAGAGCUGGUCCAGAGCAAACCGCAGAUUUUUUUAGGUCGGCAGGAUCGUCAUACAUCUCCAAACCAUCAGCUGCGUACAGGUCAGAGUCUCCUCCCAAGAAGUUCCAACCUUCUCGGAGGAGACACCCAGAGCCUGACACGUCUACCAGCAGGAGCAAGUGGCCCGGCUCUACUUACACUGUUACCACCACAACCCCAACUCCCAUCGCUGCAGCAUCUGUUGCUGCGUUACCCUCCAGGCAAGAAGCUGUGGACUUCCAUGGAACAGUCCCACAGGUGUUUCCAUAUUCGUGCUCUCUCUGCGAUAUCACUGUGCUGUCAGAGAAGAAUUGGAAUGGACACAUCAACGGUGGUGUACAUGCAGACAGACAGCUUCAGCUGCUGCAGCGGUUUCCUAACUGGGACUGUCGUUUGGAGUCAAUCAGCAGUGCUGACAACCAAUCAGAGAAGAGGACAGAUGGAUGGCGACCCACCAAGCCUCUGCAGGCAGACAAGUCGCGGUCAAACAAACAGCCUUCAGAUAAGUGUUUUACCUUCAAGGUCUCAGAAAAGGGUAAAGUGGUGUGUGUGAAGUUUCCUGCUCAGUCUGUGGAUGAAGCUUACCUAAGGAAACUGACAGAACCUUUUGGAAAUAUCGUCAAGAUCCUGAUGUUUCCAUCUUUGGCGUUUGUGGAGCUCGGCUCAAACGAUCAGGCCAAGGAUCUGGUAAAAUACCACAUCAACUAUCCUCCAACUGUGAACGGACAGCUGAUAGAGUUCAGCAUCUCCAACACUUUCAGCUUCCUGCAGAGUUCAAACGUCGUCAGCUUCAUUCCAUCCCCAGCAGAUGAACAUGGCAAAUCAGAUCUGCUCAGCAUCGUCAAACGCUUUGGAACUCCAUUCUACACACUAUUCCUGCCGUCCAGGGCAUUUGUCGAGAUGAAAAAUGCUCCUGAAGCCCAGAAGCUGGUGGAUUAUUAUUCUUCUAACUCUCUGAGGAUCAACAACGACGUCAUCAAAGUUUCCUUCUCAGAAGAAUAUAAAACCCUCACGAAAACUGCUUCAGCUAAAAAGUACGAGGAGGAGGUUGUACACAGCAAGAGGCCCAGGACUAGCCCAGAACGAGAGGGAAAAUCAGAGAGUAAAAAGAGGAGAUCCAGAGAUAAAUCAACAUCUAGAGAUAGGUCCAGGUCCAGGCAGGACUCUGGGUCUAGGAGUAUGUCCAGAAACCUGAGGUCCAGAUCUAAGGAAAAGUCCACAUCAGGAGGAGAAUCCAGUACACAUGGGAGGUCUAGGUCCAGAGAUAGGUCGAAGUCGAGGGACCUCACAUCCAGCAGAAAUGGGAGGUCCAGAUCCAGAAACGAAUCUAGUCAGAGCCAAAGGUCUAAAUCCAAAGACAAGUCUGAUGUCCAAGAUAGCAAAGACAGAAGGACACGGACCAGGUCCAGGUCGCCUGUUUCUAAAUCAACUGAAAAAAAGGUUGAACAAGAGAAAGUAGAGUCAGCAGGGUCUCAGCACAGCACAGAUGCAGGAGCAACUACGAUCAAAGAGACCAAGCCUGAAACUGCAGAGAAGGAGCAAAGUACAGGCCAGAGCGACACGAAAGAGGAAGAGUUCUCAGAAGAGGGGAGCGACAUCGAGGGGAUGGAGGUGAUUGGAGAGGAUGGAGAAAAUCUGGGGGAAGAAGAAGAAGAAGAAGAGGAGGAGGAGGAAGAGGAGAAUCCAGCUGAACAUGAACAAAGGGAGAGUAACAGUGAAGCAGGACAGCCAGCAGGAGAAGAGCUAAAAGAUGAACAGAAUAACUCUUCAACAGAAAAGAGUGAUGUGCUAGAGAAAAAAGGUCCAGCAACGGAGGUGAUUCAACAUCUAAUGAAAGAGGAGGUGGUGGUAAUGGAGAACCAUUCAUCGGAGAAAACUGAAACGUGUGAAGAGGAGAAUUAUCAAAAGGAGCCAGUAGAAGAAAAAUCCACUAGUGAAAGCAUGGAAAGAGAAUCUCAGCAGGAUGACGAGGAGGACACCGAUUUUCCAUGGAACCUGGAGAACUGCAUCACUUUAGACGAGCUAGAAGAGGAAGAGUCCGGAACUGAAGAACUGUCUCUUGAGAAGGAAGGACAGAACUCAAUUUGCAGUGAUGCUCAGGAAAAAGAUACAGGUUCAAGGAAAUCUCUUGAAAAAGAAUCCACUUCAAGGAAAGCUCAAGGCAACAAUUCCAGUACUACAGAGGAUCUUGAGAGUAAGCCCACUAGGACCUCAGAAACAGACUGCAUUUCCAAGAAGUCUCCAAAUGUAGAAUUACAAAACCAAAAAAUGCCAGAAAAAAAAUUAACUUCUGCUCAGGCUCUGAGAACAGAAUCAGAAGUCAUGGUCAAUUUAGCUGCUGAACAGGAGACAGAAAAAAAAAUGUUACAAACAUUAACUUCAGAGGAUGAGCAUUUAACAACAAAAGAGACAGAUGACAACAAACAGGAAACCGAAAAAGUAUUGCACAGUGAAAAGGAGCAGAAGCAGGAAACCAGUCAGAAAAACUACGAAGAAACUGAGGAAGAGGUGGAGGACGGGAACCCAGAUCAACAAAAAAACAAGAAACCUGAUGUCGAUGGACUAAAUUCUAUACAUGUGGACAAGAUGGAAGGGGGCAUCACUCCUGAGCCUGAGAAACCCACCAAACCAGUGGGAACCAAGUUUGUUCGUCCAGUUGUUGGUUAUUUCUGCUCGCUGUGUCAGGUGAUUUAUGCUGACGAGGAUGAGGCUAAACUGCAGCACUGCAGCAGCCUGACACACUACAGGAAGUACCAGGAGGCGACAGGAGUCGAUCCAUGGACAAGUUGAGAAUGAAUCAAUGUCCAAAUAUAAGAAGGAUUUUUCCUGUUUAACUUCUUUAACAUGGGGAGAUAAGGCCUGAUGACACUGUCCUAAUGGUGCAUAUUUAAAAUAAAUUAAUCAUAUCCUUGUUUGAUGUUUAGUUUUGUAAAAAGUUGGAUUAAAAUUUCUUUCUACCAAUUUCUGAUUAGCGUUUUGACAUUUUUAUAAAAUGUGUAACCUGUUGUGUACUACGUGGUGCUUAAUAUUGAAUUCUACUGUGGAAUGGAUGAGUACGAGUGUCAGUAAUCUGUGGCAGAUAAAUAGCAGCAAAGUUCAAAGGGACAGUAGUGGGAUCUGCUAUGAUGUAUGGUUCAAAGACAAUGGCUCUUAACAAGGUGCAGAGAUGAAGAUACUGAGGAUUUUCACUGGGAGUGACCAGGAUGGACAGGAUUAGAAAUGGGCCCAUCAGAAGGACAGUUAAGGUGGUACAAGGUUGAAGUUGCCAAGCAAGAGAAGAUUUGGGGAUGUCAUUAAAUGAAUUCUGAUCUUUUUUUUUUUAUUUAAAAAACAAAACAAAAAACAUACCAACAAACUGAACCACAUUUCUUUAUCUUAUACUAAAUAUCAAACUCUGAUGCUGACCAAGAUGCAAAAAGUCAGUUUUUCCUAAUAUAUCAGCAGUAUAUCAGCUUGCCGACUUCCCUUACGCCACCUUGUUCUAACACGCCAGAGGCUGUUCACCUUGGAGACCUGCUGCGGAUAUGGGUACGGCCUGGCGCGAGAUUUACACCCUCUCCCCCGGAUUUUCAAGGGCCAGCGAGAGCUCACCGGACGCCGCCGUAACCGCGACGCUUUCC